GAACAUAACGGGAAAUCGUGACGGCUUUCCCCGUUUGUACGAAGAAAAAAACAAGUAUGUAAAGUCAGGCCCUGCAAACUUCAGACAACCAGGAAUAGAUCGUCUUUUCUCUUUCAAUUCUUAAACAAUGAAUUCUUCAAGAAUCGCCCCUUCGCUAGUGACUAUGUCGCGUACUAUGCGCUCUCAACAGGCCAUUCGCACUGGUGCUCGCUACCUCGCUGCAUCACGAACCUUCCACGUUCAAGCUCGUGCAUCUACCUUUAUCGUCGGUUCAGAACGUUUCAAGCAAGCUGGCAUUCUCAACACCAACAUCAUCACACAACAAGUCAGAACCUAUGCCGACAAGGUCGUCAAGGUCCCUCAAAUGGCUGAAUCGAUUUCAGAAGGUACUUUGAAGCAAUGGGUCAAAAAUGUUGGUGACUAUGUAAAGCAGGACGAAGAGGUUGCCACCAUCGAAACCGAUAAGGUCGAUGUCUCUGUCAACUCUCCCGCCUCUGGAACCAUCAUCGAAGUUUUUGCUGCUGAAGAAGACAACGUGGCUGUCGGUGCUGAUCUCUUUAAACUCGAGCUUGGAGACGCACCUAAAGAAGGUGCCGCUUCCUCCGAAGCCAAGGAAGAACCCAAGAAAGAGGAAACCAAGGAAGAGCCUAAGAAGCAGGAAGCCCCAAAACCCGCUGCCUCACAGCCUUCGCAACCCUCGGAACAGCCCAAGGCUGCCUUCGGUAACCGCUCAGAAAACCGUGUCAAGAUGAACCGUAUGCGUCUGAGAAUCGCUGAGCGUCUCAAGAGCGCACAAGACACCGCUGCCUCCCUCACCACCUUCAACGAAAUAGAUAUGACCAACCUUAUGGACCUUCGAACUACCUACAAAGAUGCUGUUCUUAAGAAGCACAACGUCAAGUUUGGAUUCAUGUCCGCUUUUGUUAAGGCUUCCGCCAUCGCUUUGCAAGAACUUCCCGCCGUCAAUGCUUCCAUCGAUGGUACCGACAUCGUUUACCACGAUUACGUUGAUAUCAGUGUUGCAGUUGCCACUCCCAAGGGUCUUGUCACUCCCGUCCUUAGAAAUGUAGAAGAUAUGGGCUACAUUGACAUUGAGAAGAACAUUGCUGCCCUUGGUAACAAGGCACGUGAUAACAAGAUUACCAUCGAAGACAUGGCUGGCGGUACCUUCACUAUUUCCAACGGAGGUGUCUUCGGCUCUCUCAUGGGAACCCCUAUCAUCAACUUGCCCCAGACUGCUAUUCUCGGUAUGCACGGUAUCAAGGAUAGACCUAUUGCUGUCAACGGCAAGGUUAGUGUACAGUGAAUAUGAAAUAUAUCGGAAAGUGUAACGCAUACUGACUUU
Messenger RNA from Umbelopsis ramanniana AG, 1345 nucleotides. RefSeq lists its product as uncharacterized. NCBI's taxonomy places the organism in Eukaryota, Fungi, Mucoromycota, Umbelopsidomycetes, Umbelopsidales, Umbelopsidaceae. The coding region runs from base 128 to 1306 and encodes 392 amino acids. Gene Ontology annotation, molecular function: acyltransferase activity. The record is from RefSeq and is a predicted model, not a curated record. The transcript is spliced from 6 exons.